Messenger RNA from Diorhabda sublineata, 6093 nucleotides. RefSeq names its product protein tipE (gene tipE). Gene Ontology annotation, molecular function: sodium channel regulator activity. NCBI's taxonomy places the organism in Eukaryota, Metazoa, Arthropoda, Insecta, Coleoptera, Chrysomelidae. The transcript has 2 exons. Gene Ontology annotation, biological process: regulation of sodium ion transport. The record is from RefSeq and is a predicted model, not a curated record. The coding region runs from base 430 to 1416 and encodes 328 amino acids.
AGUGUUAUUCCAGUCAUCUGACGGAAUCGGCGCCAAAAUCGAUACCAUAAACACGGACUGCAGUGCUCACAACACAAUGCCCGCCGUCGAAGGCACACUUUACACGAAAUUUGUUCUAACUGUGCGAAUUAAUUUCUAAACUGUAACGACUGUGAUUAACUCUUAUGUGUGUUUCCUUGAAAUAUUUUAAAAUUCAAAUGUAUUUUUAUUUAUCGUGAGAAUGUAAAAGAACACUCGUUUCGUGUGCGUAUAAUUAAAUAAAGAUAUGUGUUGGUUGAGAAAAUGGACCCAAAGAUUGUUGGUUUUAUAUAAAAGUUUAUAACUAAGUUGCGGAGAAGAUACAUGGUGUGAGCUGGCCGAAGCCGCUCGCGCUAGUCUGUGGACGCAGAUGUUGGGGUCCAAGCUCCAAAUUGUCCUUACUUUGCGACCAUGGAGAGCGAGGAUAUUAAAAAAACAUGGCAACAAAAAUUACUAUUUUAUACUACAGCUUUCUUUGUGCUGCUUGGUAUUUUUAGCUUAUUUUCAUUUUUAUUCCUUGUGCCUUUUGUCAUCGACCCGGCUUUUACAACGAUUUUCAUGGAGUUCGACGAAGAACCCGCUUAUUGUGUGACCUUAAGAACCGACAGACGCUUAGGUGCAUCAAAUUGUAGUUGGACGUCUUGUAGAGAAGGCUGCACAAAAGAUAUUUAUACUUGCACACAAAUUUUUGUAAAUUAUAAAGCUGCAAACCGUUCCAACAUAUCGGUCUCGUCAACUGUACAACCAUCAGCUCUUCUACGUAGAAAACGAGCUAUUGUGGAAGAUUAUGAUUAUGACGAUGAAUCUAAUGAUUCAGAUGAUGAUGAUUUUGGUUGGUCCUUUCAGGAAGCAAAACUAUUUCCUAACGUGAAGGGUUGUGGUUAUCCUCCUAUGCUCAACUGUUCAAUUUUUUUAAAAAAAUACCAGGAAAUCGGAUCAAAUUUUUCAUGCUAUUAUAGUAGAGUGGAUCCCAGUUUGGUGAUAAGUCACUUGGAUAUGUGGCAAGUCUAUAUGAACUUGGUGUAUGCCAUGGCAAUACCUAUUCCUUCGUUUAUUAUAUCGGUAGUGUAUUUGGCGAUAGCUUAUUUCAAAAUAUAUAACGAAGAUGAAGAAGAAGUUCCUUUAAAGAAAAAUGCCGAAGAUAUUGACAUGGAAGGAGAUAGUGGACCUGAAGGAACACCAUUACCACCAGCUAGUGGGGGCUUGACACCAGCUAGCGAAGCCUUUAGAGAAGAUUUAGCGAGUUUUGGCCACCACCUCAAAGUUGCAAUGGUAGAUGAUAUUAGUCGAGAGAAUCUUGCUGAUGGCGUCAUCACUUCUAUUUCAAUUGGAGGAAACAUCGCGAAGACUAUGACAACCAGCAUUUCGACCACAGGAGGUCCAGUCGCUGACAUAUAAAAUAUAUGAGCCGUGAAGUUACUGUUCUCGGGCUUAUAUUUUUCGUUUCUCUCGUAAAUCUUAGGAUAAAUUCAAAAUCAGUUUGAUCUGAAAAUAUAUGACUUACGUUCCUCUCAAAUAAGAUAGUACGUAUGAACUUUUUUAUUUAUUCUUUUUGAGAAUGAAUCUUUAUUCGAACGUGAAUUUUUAUUAUUUCAAAGUUUUUUCAAUACAGUUCACUUGUCCUUCAAUUUGUUAGAAUCGAUGUUUUCUAAUAAUAAUUAAUGGUGAUGGGGACGCACGCACAUUAUAGAACUGGCAGUUGAACUUAUCAUCAAUAAAAUGCAAAGAAGCAUUGAAACAUUAAACACAAUUCAAUAAGAUAGGGAUAAUAGGAUCACUAUCAGUAAUUAUUCUAUGAAUUAAUAAAAUUUUGUUAUAAAAAGAUUGCACACGUUACAAUUGUUCAAGGUUUCGGUAUUCUUAUACUUCACAAUAAUGAAAUUACUAUAUUUCUCUUAAAAUAUUGAGAAUCUACUGUAAUGUAUCUUGUGCAACUACAGUGUGAGUAUAUAAAGUAUAAUCAACGUUAUUCUAGAACUGUCUCUAAAUUCCAUAUCAUGCAAAUAUUAAUGUACGAACGGAACUAAUUAGUAAUACAACCACUGAAACUUAUUUUAUAUACAGAUUUUUUUUAAUUAUAUGAUCUUAUGGAUUAUUUUGUGAAAUAGAACACAGUUUUUUUUUCUAGCUCUCCAUAGUAUUCGAUUUCAGAAACAAAAAUUUUUAAUAACCACUCAAUACAGAAUCAUGUCAAACAAACCAUUCGGAAUUUCAAUAAUUAUUAUAAAAUUAAAAUAAAAGCAUAAGCUUGGUAUCAUUAAAUUGAGAUAAAUUUUAAAAAUAACUCAAGUCAACAUGAAUUUUGUGGCUCUAGUUCUUCUUUAUCGAUUUGUCUAUAAAUUAUUAUUUUCUAACUGACUUCAGCUCUCGAGAUUUACCAUAAUAUAGAAGAAAGAGAAGGUUCGAUUACAUAAUUUUCAAUAAUUUCUAUUAAAAAAAAAAAAACGUAAGGAUUCGGAAUAAGACGACUGAAACAAAUCUCAGUUUAUUCCCUAAUUUUUAUAUGAUACUUGCAUCCGUUUCGAAUAAAAUGAAACAAUUUCAUCCAAAUCUAACAAUAAGUUAUAAUAAGAUAUAUUAGGUUUAUUCGUAAAGUAAGAGCCGUUUUCAUUACAGUUCCACGCAUGCACGGUAGUCACUAAGUCUCAAACAAAAUAACAUGACCCCAUUUUAAGCAUACCGUUGACUGUAUGUAUGUAUAUUGUAAUAAUGACUGAGUUGAUUAGAAAUAGCGCUAUUUAUACAUUUCGAUCAGUAAUUGUUUUCUGAAUUCGAGUAAAGAUAAAUUGUGUGAAGACCAUUAUCCGUACAGCCCCAACCUCAUUCCUAGCGAAUUUCAUUUAUUUAGGCAUCUGAAAAUUUUCUAGGCAGUCAAAAAUUGGAAUAGCAAUUGCGAACUAAACAACAGAUUACCUUAAGGUUCAAUUUAGAGGCGGUAAUAGGGCGAUAAUAGGGAUGUUAUGAUAAAUGAUAAACCUAACGUAGAAAAAAGAUGAUAAAUAAAAAAAUCUGUGAUUUUUUUCAAUAUAUUAUCCCUUUAUUUCAACAUACUUUACAGAAUGUAUGACUAAAGCUCCUAUGCCACUAUGCAUUAUAUAGUCAAAAUGUUCGUACACCGCCUAUUCAAUUUUGUCGUCGCUGUUAAAUCUUUUACCCCUUAACUCCGCCUUCAGCUUUGCGAACAAAAAAUAGUCGGAAGAAGCUAGGUCGGGGUUAGUGGGUGUUUAAUCUCUUCGAAACCUUAUUGGUGUACAGUAGCUUUAGAAAGAGAAUAGUUUGGACUGGAGCAUUGUCAUGAAACAAACGCACACUACGGCUGAUUUUGCCGCGGCUUUGUUUAAUUUUUCGACGCAAAUGCCUUAGUCAGUCAGUUUACAAUGAAAUCUAUAUAAUGUAAUACAAACUGCUCUGCGCAUUUAUAAAAUUUUUUGAUUGACUUUGUUUCGAGGAUUUUUGAAAUUUCAAAAUUAAAUAUAACUUUUCUGUUAUUAAUUAUUUCUCAGUAUUUUUUCCAAAUAUAUAAUAAGACAUCUUUCAUUUUUUUUGAAUAUACUGAAAUAUUGCUAAAUAUGCUAAAUGCUAAAUAUACGACCUUUAUCGAUAUUAGGAAAUAUGUAGGAGAAAAUCUUGAAACACAUACAAGCUACUCAAUAACGAGAACAAGCAUUGAUUUCGAUUUUCUAGAAGUGAGUCUUAAUAAUAGUUAAUCGUUCAUCGUAUCGUAAAAAUGUUUUUAUUAAAGAGAUUCAAAUGAGCCAAUCCAUUUAAAUUUAAUGAAAAGCUUGUAUUGUAUACCCUCCUAGCAUAAGCUUUUCCUCUGAAUAUUAAAUCAAUAACAAUGAAAUGAAGCUUUCUUAUUUGGUAAUUCGUCGGGGAGAGAGUGUAUUUUAUCUACUAAAAAUGCUGCUAAACAUUGCCAACAUAUACUGUCUCCUGUUAAGAAUAAUAUUUAUAGUUCUGUAUAUGUGAUGACUAUAAAAAUUUAAGUGUUUGUCACAAAUUUGCAGAUACUACUAAACAGUAGCCAUUUAUUAAAAUAUUUUGUUUGUCUUCCAUCAUAAUAAAAAGGGCUUCUGCAUAAGCUUGUUUUUUUAUAGUACUGGUUAUUAAAUUAUUUAAUCAAUUUUCAAUUUUUGUAGUAUAUUUGCUAAUGUUUAGAUCAACAUUUUUAGUUAAGUGAAGUUAACGUUUUGGACGACCAUACGCGAUACUGGUCUAAAGAAGAUUGAAUCAAAUUCGACGAAUUUUUUCAUUUUUUUUCUAUAUCUCAAAAUUUUUGUUAAUAUACAGCUCUGUACCGGAUGGGCAAAUAAUAACACUAUAGGGGGUAAUUGAAAAUAUAAAAUUAAAGAAGCAAAAUUUUUCCAAAAUUUACACAAUUGAGUGGCUAUUUAUAUACAAUAAUCAAAUUUUCAAACAAAAUCUGCGGAUCUUCUAUUCCUCAAGUUCAAGUCUAUCUCUUCAAAUAAGAGACGGGGGAGAGUGGGAACCUUAUUAUGAAAAAAUGCAUAUAAGUCCGGUUCUGCUUAACAGAUUUCUAUAAGCAUGAUGUUGUUUGAAAAAGCUUUUGUCCAGCAAUAUUAAAUAUAUAAAUUCUAAGCGAUUUAAUUACCAUCGUGAAUGCUAGAGGGCGUUGUUUUAUAUAUUUUCGAUAUUGUGAUUUCUCAUGACAAAUUUAGAUAGAAGCACAAAAGUUUGAGUAAGGCUUUCAAAAGUAAAGUAAAUUACCAUUAAAAUAGUGAAAAACACAUGUAGAUAUCUUUUUAUAUCCCGAGAUAUGUUAAGAAAUGUGUAAACGGCUAUGUCUAUUAGGCUGGUUCAACCAAACGAAAAAUUUGAAAUUUAUUCUUGAUGGAAAGUUGCUACAUUGAUCUAUCCGCAGUAAUUUGGACUGUUCUCAUAAUAAUUUUAUUAUUACAGCUAGGUUGCGUUAUCCAAAUGUAAUAAGUGAUGCUCUAGGUGUUUAAAAUUUCGUCCAUCAUUUCCUUUACAUGAUAUCAGUCGCUGACGGGUCGUAUAUUCGGCACUAUCGAUAAAAAUCUGAGCAAGUCAGGUCUGGAUAUCUGCGUGGAAAAAUAAAUCAACUUCCACGACCUAUUCACCUAUCAGGAUAUGUUUGAUCAGCAACAUUCGCGUUUCUCAUACAUUCCAUAUAAUCUUCUGAAAUGUCAAAUGUUUCGUCAUUUGUGAGAAUUAUAUUUUUUUCAAAACAGCUUUAAUACGAUGUGUAAUAUUUGACAUAUGUGUGAAAGUAACAAGUCACUUGUCUUAAUUCGUAAUAUAUACAUUGGUUUUAACUAAUUAUUACUUCAUAUUUUACUUGUUGUUGUUAGACAAGUAUUCAGGUUUUUACUUAUACUUUAUACUUUUUUUACUAGCAAACAAAUAUAACAUUUUUAAAUAAUGAAAAAAAAUUUAACACAACUUAUGGAUGUUCUCAUAACAAGAAUUUGAUUAUCAUGUAUAAAGUGUCACUUAAUUGGGUGAGUUUAAAGAAAAUUGCUAUUCUAAUUUUAUAUUUUCAAAUACACUGUCUAGUAGUGGAUAUAAAAUUCUGAAAAUACGUGUUUCUCGGGGCCACUUUUGUUAUAAUUUUUUCCCUUGAAGCGUAAUAUAAUCCUAUUUUUAGUUGCACACCUGGUACUUAUUCAGUUUUGUUUUUUUUCCGAUUAAUUGUUGAUAAUAAAAAGUAGAUGAGUUUAUGAUAUUUUUUAGCAUUAUUAUAUGUUCCCGAGUUAAUCAAAUUUGUUAAACUUUAAAUUCCAUUUAGGUGUUUUAAUUUAUUGCUAAAAUGAUGUACUAAAUGUUUAAAUUUCUUUGGAUAAAACCACUUCUUAUUUUAAUUUAUUUCCAUUUAUGAAAUAUAGGGACCUUUGACUCUUGUAAUGUGUGUGGUUUUGGUUUAUUGUGCAAAAGUGGGAAAGUAUUGUGGUUAAGUAGGUCAAAAAAUUUUAAAAAGUUGAAGUUAUUAGCAAAUUUUCUAUUAAAAGAUAUUAUGUAAGUUUAGACGUAAAUCUUUUCUCGAAAUUGUAUUUUUUAUUAUAAGGCUUAAUAAAAUUGUUGAUAACCGUUAAA